GAAAUUUGAUAGUGUAAUAACGGCAUAUGGCUGCGGUCACAGUGGCUCCGUUAUCAUUCGGAUUCCGCCGACGGCCAGUCUUUUCACUACGGCGCCCUCUCACUACAGCCGAACUUAUUUCCCAAACGUACAGUCUUCGGACGACAAUUGAUGAAAUUAUUCGGUCAAAUCGACCGACGUUCUCGUACGCGAAAUAUAGAGCGCUAGAAACUGUAUAUGUAGGAGAGAUCCAUAAGAUAACCACAUCCCCCAGAACCCUCAAAGUGCCAGAAGUCUGGAGGCAGACACACAACAGCAACAUGGCAUCAGAAUCAGAGUGCAGAGGCGGGUGUCUCGUGACUGCUGAAGAAAUCGCAGAGUAUCGGAGCUGUGAGAUGCUUGAAGCUCCUGCUUCCACUGUCACUUCUGUUUCACGAGAUGACAGUGACACAAUUCCCCAGUCGUAUGUGUCUGCUACUAAUUUGAACACACAGCAAUCAGAAACUGCAGUUUCCUACAAGGCUGAGAGAGUAGCGCACGGCACGGGCGCCUGGCACUUGAGCAUCGAUGACUUGCCCGAUGUUAUACUGAUAAAGAUAUUCUCUCACCUGUCUUUCAGAGAGCUAGUAGAUGUGGUGCAGAAAGUGUGCUGUCGUUGGAAAAUGUUGUCCCAAGAAGCGGAGUUGUGGACUGAUAUGGAAUUCCGUAUCAAGUACAGCAGUGAUUACGAUGACAUGUGGAAGGGUGUAAAGACUGACGGGGAGGCAAUACGGACUUUCUGCGAUCUCCCGAACUUGCGUAAUGUUCGCGUGUUUCGCCCUGCCAAAUCCCGUGUUUUCCGUGCGCUCUACAACAGGUGUCGCAGACUGUCGACGCUGCGCCUGCACGCCGCACAGAAGCUCAGCUACUCGGUGUUGGAAAACUUAGUUGAGAAGUGCUCCAGAAUACGCACACUACGGAUAUCCAACGAACUGCUGAAGUCUGAGAAAUUUUCGGACACAGUGUCACGCCUACAGGACCUCCGGGUGCUGGAGGUGGCAAUGAACUUAAAGGAACCCAUUCCUGUGCUGUGGCCUUUGGGUGACGGGUGCCCGCGACUAGCAGAGGUUGACUUUGUGUACACAACUUUCGAUAUGGACGAUUUGAAAUACUUCCUGAACGCCAAGAGGAACACCCUGAAGCGCAUACGUAUAAAUUCGGAGGCAGUGAUUGGAAAACGGACUGGUGGGCUGCCAAAACUGAGGCUUCUGAAUCUACGAGCGGGUCGCAGCCUGGACGAUAGCACUGUAAUUGCCAUCAGCCAUGGUUUCCCCACUUUACGGGAACUUUGCGUCAGACAUUCUGAACUACUGUCUGACACUGCAUUCUCACAGAUCUGCCAUCUGGAACACCUUGAAAUAUUGGACGUGUCAGGUUGCACAGGUCUCGGCGGGACAUUUGUCCCCUACCUCGUCAGGCUACCACAACUUCACACAUUGGUCAUGGAAGAACUGGAGUUUCCGAAGCUGCUACCGGGUCUGAGCAGUAUCCUCGAAUUGUCCGGUUUGCGCGCACUGUCACUCAGCUGGUCCCUUGUUUCUGGAGUGCCAUUUGAUAGAUUUCCAGGAAAUCUUGUCAGUCUCAGGGAGCUGACUGUACACUGGUGCAGAGGUGAUCCUAAAGCCACAGAUGGGCUGACUGAGCAGAUGCCCAAGCUUAAAAUUCACGGCUACUUUGAAGACGAGGAGCCAGACAGUGACAGUGAUGAUAGCAGCAGGAGCAACAGCAGCAGUCAUCGUGAGAGCGAUAAUGAUGAAAGCAACAUAUCUGUUCUCUUUCAAGAGGAUGUAUAAAAGUGAUAUGAUAUUUAUAUACAAGUUUGUAACAUACAUAUACAAGUUUGUAACAUCUUGGCUCGAACUAUGUAACUUGAUCACACCUUUCAUUAUUGAACAGUCAAAUUUUUGUAAGAUUUUUGCUAAACUGGCUUUGCUGUAAUUUCAUGUUAACAAAGGCAAAAACUGUUUUGAAGCAGCCACGCGGUUGGAAGUGCAAUGUCACGGUUUGUGUGGCCCCUCCCACUGGAGGUUCGAGUCCUCUCUCGGGCGUAUAUAUAACUUCCACAUGGGAAAAAUAUAUUAAAAACAAAGAUUCCAAGACUUACCAAGCGAGAAAGUGCCAGUAGAUAGGCACAAUGAAUAAAACACACAAACACACACACAGAAUUUCGAGCUUUCGCAACCGGCGGCUGCUUCGUCAGGAAAAGGAAAGAUGAAAGGAUGUGGGUUUUAAGGGAGAGGAUAAGGAGUCAUUCCAAUCCUGGGAGCGGAAAGACUUACCAUAGGGGGAAAAAGGGAUAGGUAUAUAUACGCGCGCGCGCGCGCGCGCACACACACACACACACACACACACACACACACACACACACACACACACACACACACACACACACAAGCAGACAUAUUUAAAGGCUGUGUGUGUGCGCUGUGCGUAGUAUAAGUUAGAUCAAGUAGUGUGUAACUCUAGGGACCGAUGACCUCAGCAGUUUGGUCUGUAAGGAAUUCACACACAUUUGAACAUUUUGUUUUGAAGGAAGGAAAUUGCAGAUUAUUUUGGAAAUCAGUAGCUAAUAAUAAUAUUACAGUAAAACCGCAUUUUUAUGUUUCCACUUUUUACAUGCAUUUUUGUCAGUCCCAAUAGAAGUUCUGUUCUCUCAAUACAAUGCUUUCCUGUUAAUGAUUCCAUGUUGCAACAUUUUCCACUUUUAAGUUUUCUUCAAAGUUAUUCAUCAUGUAAUGUAGUGUUACAACAGGAAGCAAGAUUUCAUUGUCAGCAUGUUGGAUCAGGGCUGCCUUUAAUAUAGGUGGAAAGCAUGCUGAAUCACUGCAUUAAUGAUAACUGUAAUCUGAUGAUAGUGACUCUGCUAACAACCUUCCUUCUGCUCGUUGCAUUUGACUACAACAGAUUUAAUUUAAUUUCACAGUAAAUAAAAACUGCUUGUGAAGACAGCCAUCUCUGGUUUUCUCAUUGUUACUUCCACAGGAAAUAUGCUAAUCCGUACUAAGUGCAUGGUCCUCGGUUGGUACGACGUGAUGUCGGGCGUAAUAAAAGAUGCUCCGUAACAUGAUGACAAUUUCUGCACCCGUUCUCACCCAGGACAUCCUUGAGCCGAGUGACCCUAGCAACAAGCUUCAGAUUUUGUGCCUAUUGUACUCAGUCUUUGUAAACAGAGAACUUCAGUGUUUUAAAUAAUAUUAUGUUAAGUGUUAUUUAGCAUAAUUUUGUAAUUAAUAUCAAUAAUAAGUCUUGCAUUAGAAAAUGAAUAUCUUUUUAAUGUGGUUUUGUAAAAAACUUGGCUUGCAUGUUUCAGAUUUUUUAAAUAGACAAAGUUUAAGUCAUGUUAACUUCAUAUUUUGAAAAAUAUAGAGACUGAUGGAGUAA
Messenger RNA from Schistocerca gregaria, 3399 nucleotides. RefSeq lists its product as uncharacterized. Bases 27 to 1811 code for a protein of 594 amino acids. The record is from RefSeq and is a predicted model, not a curated record. Gene Ontology annotation, molecular function: protein binding. Gene Ontology annotation, cellular component: SCF ubiquitin ligase complex; Cul2-RING ubiquitin ligase complex. The transcript has 7 exons. Lineage: Eukaryota; Metazoa; Arthropoda; Insecta; Orthoptera; Acrididae. Gene Ontology annotation, biological process: SCF-dependent proteasomal ubiquitin-dependent protein catabolic process; positive regulation of protein ubiquitination.